AUUCACGCAUAUCCCAUCGAAGCCAUGGCAACGCCCACCGCCGCACUUUAACCACCAGCCCCAUCUCUCUCUCUCUCUCUCUAGAGGCGACCUUUUUGGUUAACUGUGAGGAAAAGGUCCGGUAUCAGAAUCUUCAACUCCUCUUCCUCUUUCUCUGCCAAUUAUGAAAAUAGAGCGAGCCUGUGGCGACGAUAUGUGCAGAACAAUCGAGGUCGCCGUGGAGGAGCCGCAGAAGGUGCUAUGGACGCCACAGGCGGAGGAUAACUUCGAUGCCAACGGCGAGGAGCUCUUUAUUCCGCCUCUCAACUUCGCCAUGGUCGACAACGGCAUUUUGAGGUCCGGCUUCCCGGACACGGCCAACUUCAGCUUCCUGCAGUCCCUCGGACUCCGUUCCAUCAUAUGUCUUUGCCCAGAGCCUUAUCCGGAGGCCAACGCGGAGUUUGUGAAGUCGAAUGGGAUUCAGUUAUUCCAAUUUGGGAUCGACGGUUGUAAGGAUGAGGAAGUGAUAUUCAAAUUUUGCAUGCAGGAACCUUUUGUGAACAUUCCAGAUGAUACCAUUCGUGAAGCACUAAAAGUGGUCCUUGAUGAAAAGAAUCACCCACUUCUAAUCCAUUGCAAAAGAGGAAAGCACCGAACUGGCUGUUUAGUAGGGUGCUUGAGAAAAUUACAGAGGUGGUGCCUGUCCUCUGUCUUCGAUGAGUACCAGCGCUUUGCAGCUGCCAAAGCCAGAGUUUCAGACCAGAGGUUUAUAGAGUUGUUUGAUGUUUCCAGCUUCAAGCAUCUUCCAAUGAAGUUCUCAUGUUCCAAGAGUUGUCUUGCAGUGUGGAUUCUUAUCUUGGGGAGGCUUCCAAUCAAGCUUGAAAGUAAGAGAAAGGUUUGAUGUCGGCAUACCGUUCUUUAUUUCUUUGCUCCACUCACUAUAAUUAAAAAGCUGAGCAGGUCCGCUAGCUAAUCGCUCAAAGUAACUUUAAAUUAUAUUUUAUCUCCAUCUUUAAGUGACAUUGUGAUCUUGAAGAAUCUCUGCUUAGAUUCUCUCUUUACCCGCCUUCUGCUACCUCUCCUGUAACCAGUCCUUUGGUUGAAGUCAGCCUCAAGAUGCUUUCCUUCAUUCUGAAGAAAAAACCAGAUAAGAAAAAGGACUACUGGGAGUUCAGACUCCAAUUGCAAAACAGAAGGACAAUAAUUCAGUCUGGUAUUGGCUCAAAACAGGCAUUAUAUAUUGUUGUGUGCAUUAAUUCUCUCUCUCUCUCUCUCUCUCAUUUUUUUCUUCUUUCUCCAACAACGGCACUCACACGCUUUUAUUUUACCAGGUAGGAUUAUCUAAAAUAACGUUCUUUCUUUGUCCGGGUCUGUAGCUUUAAACGAGUGUAAUAUAUUAUUUAAUAGUUGUUUUGGGCACUGUGCCAGUGGUUAUAAUGAAACUUUUCAUAAUAUAUCCUAUGCAUUUGCUGCAAAACUGCAGCCAUUGGUGAGUUUAUUACAUGCUCAAAGAAGAUUUUGCUCCUAGCAAACUAAGAUUAUGUUGUCAUGAUCUUCUCCAACAGAUUUGUUUAUAGGAUGGGACAAGAUACGAUCUCAUCCAUGUAAAAAUAUGUCACAGAAAAGUUCAACUCUCUCUCUCUCAAAUUUCUUUUCUUUUGGGGCUACAAAAGAUCUCUCAUGAAGCAGAUCUGUAGUUGUAACGUAGCAGGAUAGACAAUAGCUUCUUUCUCUCCUUGGAAAUGAUUUUAUCUAACCUCAUCCACCAAAUGGAACUCUAAAAUUGAGAAGAUGCAUUUUGAGUUGGGCCUCUACCAUUUUUCAUAUAAUCUGUCUUUGACCAUUCAUUCAGUGCAUUAAUUUCCAAACAUUAUCAAAUUGAGGCUGCCAAAAACUCAAGUUGAGUAAUGACCUCCAAGCUCCUAGAUCUUGCUGUAGCCAUUGUUUAAGGUUCUUUUCUCUGUUAACUCUUGGG
Molecule: messenger RNA, 1954 nt
Organism: Diospyros lotus (date-plum)
Lineage: Eukaryota; Viridiplantae; Streptophyta; Magnoliopsida; Ericales; Ebenaceae
Product: probable tyrosine-protein phosphatase DSP4
Exons: 6
Coding region: 164-880 (238 amino acids)
Biological process (GO): protein dephosphorylation
Cellular component (GO): cytoplasm
Molecular function (GO): phosphatase activity
Source: RefSeq, a predicted model, not a curated record